Messenger RNA from Cryptotermes secundus, 3054 nucleotides. Its product is annotated as lysine-specific demethylase 7B. NCBI's taxonomy places the organism in Eukaryota, Metazoa, Arthropoda, Insecta, Blattodea, Kalotermitidae. Gene Ontology annotation, molecular function: transcription coregulator activity; histone demethylase activity. Gene Ontology annotation, biological process: protein demethylation; regulation of transcription by RNA polymerase II. The record is from RefSeq and is a predicted model, not a curated record. The transcript is spliced from 17 exons. The coding region runs from base 31 to 2685 and encodes 884 amino acids.
GUUACUUUGUUUGGUUUUGUAAUCAAACAAAUGAAAAUGGCGAUGGAAGCGAUUUACUGUUUGUGUGGACAGCCGUAUGAAUAUAAUAAGUUUAUGAUACAGUGUGAUAUUUGCAAAGAUUGGUUCCAUGGAAGUUGUGUUGGUUUGAGGGAGUAUCUCUCCAGUGAUUUGGAUAAGUAUCACUGCCCACGGUGUGAGCCUCUCUAUGGACCAUCAUUAUUUAAACCACGAACAAAUUUCCAUAGGCAUAAUUACUCUGAGCCGGAACCAGAAAAUAAACCAGUACAAACUGGAACAGCAGUGUUCAUCAAGGAACUUAAGUCUCGCCAUUUUCCAAGUGCGGAUGGAAUCGUGUUGCGUUUACGUGGACAUCAGCUUACUCUGCCCUACUUGACACAACAUGGUUUUGAUGUGCCUAUAAUUGUAGAGGAGAAGGAGGGUUUGGAAAUGCUACUACCCCCUGAAAAUUUCACAGUCCAGGAUGUGGAAAAUUAUAUUGGAUCUGAUCGUGAAGUUGACGUUAUUGAUGUGACUCGGCAGACGGACAUCCGAAUGAAGCUUGACGAGUUUGUUGAGUAUUAUACGUCACCACCAGAACAAAGAACAAAGACAUUAAAUGUGAUCAGUUUAGAAUUCUCUCACACUGGUCUUUCACAGAUGGUAGAUGCUCCAUAUAUUGCUCGUAAGCUGGACUGGGUAAAUUACGUGUGGCCAAACGACUUACCAGAUGACACAGAGUUCAGGAAACCUGAAGUUCAAAAGUAUUGCCUCAUGGGAGUGAAAGAUUCUUACACAGAUUUCCACAUAGAUUUUGGCGGUACUUCAGUGUGGUACCAUAUAUUACGAGGCCAGAAAAUAUUCUAUAUAAUCAGACCUACCCAAGCAAACCUUUCACUGUAUCAGCGUUGGAUGAAUUCCAGUACACAGAGUGAGACAUUCUUUGGAGACCAGGUUGACAUGUGUUAUAAAUGUGUAAUGAAGGAAGGUGAGACGAUGCUAAUUCCAACUGGCUGGAUUCAUGCGGUUCUUACUCCUGUUGAUUCCUUGGUGUUUGGUGGAAACUUCUUGCACAGUUUGAACAUCAGUAUGCAGUUACAAAUAUAUGAGAUUGAAAAGAAGAUCCAUACUCCAGAGAAAUUCCGAUUUCCAGCAUUUGAGACAACAAAUUGGUAUGCAGCUAGGUCCAUUGCAAAUGAUUUGAGAGAGAUGAAUAAUAUGGGUUUGAAGUGCCCUCUUACAUUACUUAUUGGAGUUAAGGCUCUUAUCAUAACAUUAAAGCAGUGGAACCAAGAUAAAGAUAGCAGUAAGGUUAGAAGAGAAGAAAUUCCUGCCAGUAUUCAGAGUCAGAAACUGUUGAAAGAUUUGAGCAAGGAAGUGCGGCAUGCAGAACGCUUCCUGAAUUCUCUGAAUCCACCAAAACCAGAAAGGGAAUCAAAAAGGAAGAAAAAGAAACCAAUAAAUAAAGAUUUUGUGGAUUUUUCACAGCCUCAAGGCAUGGAGGAGCCAGUUAUAAUGAAAGAACCCUUGAAGCUGACAUUGAAAACCAUCAGCAGAAACCCAGCCCCUGUUGCACCACGACCACCUCUGAAGUUGACACUGCCAAAACCUGCCACAUAUCCAUACAGUACAAAUGCCUUCGGUGCAAGGAUCAGUGAUUCUGCUGACAUAGGCAAUGCAGUUCUUAGUGAGAACAAGUUGACCAGACGCUCAAUAGACAAUCAUGUAAAGUUAAAGGAAGAAGAGGAUGAUAUGAAGCUGCCUGUCCUUGAGGAGCAGACAGCAGGCUUCCUCAAGAGUGGACCUGUCAUGAGGUUGAAACUUGGGGCCAAAGAUUCCAGCAGACAGUUAAGUGACUCUGUGUAUGAUUUUCAUGAUGAAAGUGAUGAUGAUAGUCUCAUGAUUGAUGAGUUACCAAAGAACCGUAGGCACACCUUUGAAUCCUUAUCAUCACUUAAACUACCAAGCCUCUAUAUAAAUGGCAAGUCUGAGCCAAGUACAGAGUUGGAUGUAGCAGGUGAAGUGGAUGUUGUUUCAGACACACCCAAGAAUGGAAUUGAAGAGUUGUUGAAAGCCUCUGGUUAUGCAGACCGUGGGGAACAUAAUCCAAGAUUAGAAGAUAUAGAUUCUGGCAGAGCAUCUCCAUCCACAAGGGAGGCAAUUGCAGGAAUGCUGUCGAUAAGCAGAGCCUUCAUGCCUGACCACAGUAGUUCUAAGGAUGAAAUUUCGUCUCCACGACUUCGAAGGAAAAAGAUUCAAUUUUCUGAUGACUAUGGAGAAAACAUUGACAAAGUUCAUCAGGAUGAAGACUACAUUUACCCAGCAUUAGAUGGUUCAGAUGAUGAAGACCUGAUUUUCAAACCCAGAGGAAAGCGGAAGAUGGAUGAAGCAUGGAAUCCUAAGGCACGUGUUGGCCCUCUAGUUCCAAAAACAGAUAGGCCAACACGAGAAGGGACCAAGAAACAGGCUGUGGAGAAGGGUCUCGAAGCUGCUGCAGCAAAACGUGCAGGAUUGCCGUCCCCAAAGAGGCUGUACAACAGAAAGAAACCAAAGUUGCCUUCAGAACCGCAGGCUUCAACUUCACCAAUGAAGAAGGUUGAAGUGAAAUUCCGUAAGCCCAAGAAAGGCAUGGCAACAGCAAAACAGCGUCUUGGAAAGAUCUUAAAAAUACACAAAAUGAAGUUCUAAAUUAAAAUACAAUUUUUUUUCAGCUGUGAAGUAAACUUCAAAUGAUAGAAAGGCAGACUAUAGUAGGAACUGCUUGAAGGACAUCACAGAGUUCUUCAGAUUGUUUAUAUGAAGACUGGCCCAUUUCAGCUGAAUAAUGCUGUGGGAAAAUUCCUACAGUUGUUCAGAUGUGAAAUGUUUACAUUUGAGGAGAAAAGAAUAUUAUCACAAACUUCACAUGCUGUGUUAUAUAUUAUUUAAGAGAACAGAUUUUAUUAAGGGCCUUAAGAGAUUUGUAUUUGUAGUUGCACAUAUAUUUGUAAUUUAAAAAGAAGAAACUACUGUAGUUAUUGUUGCAAACAAUACAAGAAGUAAGUUUUAACUGUGAAA